AUGAGAAUAAUUUCAGGAGUUGAGCUGUCGGCCCCGCGAGUGAAUAUUUAUGCGAAUUACACAGGGAAAAUUUAUGGGCGGAAAUUGGCUCGAAUCCGUGAUAAUUUAAUCAAGCAGAUUUCAUCGCCAGUCAAAUGGGAACAAAUCCUACAAUUGCUCUACCGAAAACAUCAGGACUACAAAUUUCCAACAUAUAUGGAAAUAGGUCCAGGACGACAGUUGGGUGCAAUGCUUGUGCAAGUCAGUAAGAAGGCUUAUAAACAUUACGAAAAUAUUGCCCCUUAA
Messenger RNA from Anisakis simplex (herring worm), 285 nucleotides. NCBI's taxonomy places the organism in Eukaryota, Metazoa, Nematoda, Chromadorea, Rhabditida, Anisakidae. The record is from the annotation of a GenBank genome assembly.